Diprion similis is the source of this 1773-nucleotide messenger RNA. RefSeq names its product ADP-ribosylation factor 2 (gene Arf102F). Gene Ontology annotation, biological process: intracellular protein transport; vesicle-mediated transport. Lineage: Eukaryota; Metazoa; Arthropoda; Insecta; Hymenoptera; Diprionidae. Bases 357 to 899 code for a protein of 180 amino acids. Gene Ontology annotation, molecular function: GTPase activity; GTP binding. The transcript has a single exon. Gene Ontology annotation, cellular component: plasma membrane; cytoplasm. The record is from RefSeq and is a predicted model, not a curated record.
UACCGACCGAUCGAAUGGUAUCAUUCGUUAUUACGGUGGGCUUUGUUCGUAUUGCGUAUGGCGAUUUCUGCCAGCUAUUUCCGGUGACUUCUGUUACUUUUCGGUGACGUUUACUACGCGAUUUACUCCGAAUGAGAACAGUAUCGGUGGAUUUUUCUGUAUAGUGAAAUCUGACGCAGAGACAUUCGUGUACGAUAAACGUUCCGCGUAUCCCUUCGUGCCUACGACAAGCUAACUCAUCGGUCAUUCAAUUAUUCGUAGAAUAGAAUCGAGGGAAGCCGGAUCGCAGUUCAAACUAAGGAGCAUAUAUUUAUUUUGAGGUUUGGGUCGAGUCGAUACGUUUCCAACUAACGAAAAUGGGCCUGACCAUAAGUAGCCUCUUAACACGCCUAUUUGGCAAAAAGCAAAUGCGUAUUUUGAUGGUCGGUCUCGACGCUGCCGGAAAAACAACCAUCCUUUACAAGCUUAAGCUGGGUGAAAUCGUGACGACCAUACCCACCAUUGGGUUCAACGUUGAAACAGUAGAGUACAAAAACAUCUGCUUCACGGUGUGGGACGUUGGUGGUCAGGAUAAAAUCCGACCCCUCUGGAGGCACUACUUUCAAAAUACCCAAGGACUGAUUUACGUCGUAGACAGCAGCGAUCGAGAUCGUAUUGCAGAAGCCGAACGAGAGCUAGCCAAUAUGUUACAAGAGGACGAACUGAGGGACGCCGUCCUUUUGGUUUUUGCCAACAAACAGGAUUUGCCCAAUGCCAUGUCAGCAGCUGAACUCACCGACAAAUUAGGUCUUAACGCCCUCCGAGGACGUCAUUGGUACAUUCAAAGCACCUGCGCCACCCAAGGACAUGGACUCUACGAAGGGCUCGAUUGGCUCAGCAAUGAGUUGGCUAAAAAGUGAUAGAAUCUUUAGUUUCUGAUUCAUCGCCAACAAUUAAUUGUAAUGUUUAUCUUAUAUUCGAUCAUCAUUGGCGUAGGGAAAAGUAAUUGAAGAUAUCAUAGUUACCGGCAAACGUACCGCAUCGUCUUCAUUUACAUUUGUACUACCUUCUUUUGACAUUGAUUCAUUAUUUAAUUCCGACAUGGUAAAAUCUGAACUAAAUUGAUGUUGAAGAUUAAUAUUCUUGGAAUAUGAAUGCCUCCAAAUAUUGGGUAUAUUCAUUGUCAUAUGUUUUGUAGUUCACUAACAAAUCGCCAGAUGUAAAAAAGAAAUAUACAAUUCCAUGGAGAAUGCUAACGUAAUUGAAUUUUUGAAAAGUGGAGAUAUUAGGGUAAUGCAUCGUUUCAAUUCUUCAACACCUUUAUAAUAUUUAAAAAAAAUUUUGCACUAAUUCUAGUAUUAUCUGUCUUCACAUUUUUCAAAAAAGGAAUGUAUUAUUUUGUGAAAUUGAUAUUUAUGGAAAAUGUGAAGUAACGAGAGUCUUAGAAAAUGAAAAAUAUUAACUGAACUAAAGAUUUAGUCAUGCUUACCUAAUAAAUAGUUUUAAGUCAUAUCUAUGCAUAUAUUUGAUUAAUUUUCCCUAUGGCUGUGCAACUAAAUAAGCCACAACCAAUGUCUCCCUCAACAAUACAGACUGUUUAUAACGUCAAGUUGACAAGAAGAAAAAAAGAAGAGAACGAAAAAUUGUAAAAUUAGUCAUGUUCAUAGUUAUGAGCUAAUAACUUAAAUUGUGAGAUAUCCUGCUAAGAUCUAUUCAUCAUUGAAAAUAGUGGUUUGUAUUGUAAGAAAUUAGUUGAUAAGCGAAUAAUAAAUAAAUCAAAAAAUAAAAUCCCAA